AUGAAUCACGAUCCAACUUUCGCAACCACCCUCGCUAGCUCCAGCGAUAUGGAGUUUAGAUCCUGCUCGAUCAACACCAUGCUUUGGAACUGGAACGAUAUUGGUACCUGCCUUAUUUUCGAGGCGUGGUAUAUAGGUUCCACGGUCAAAUUCAUCAUCACCUGCGUCGGCGUCGUUUUGGUGACCAUACUAUUUGAAUUCCUAACUCGUGUCUUCGCAGAAUGGGAGCAUCACAAACAGGCUAGAGACGCCGGCAAUCCUCAAGAAUCCUUUGUUCCCCUUGCUGGUAUUGAACUUGCGCUCCUUCAACCCGCUGCCGCUCAACCCGAUCCUGCUCAACCCGAUCCUGCUCAACCUGUUGCCGCUGAACCCGGUCCCGCUGAACCCGGUCCCGCUCAAUCUGCUGAUGGUCAAUCCGUUGGUGCUCAAUCUGCCCAUGCUCAAUCCGUUGGUGCUCAAUCCGUUGGUGCUCAAUCUGCCCAUGCUCAACCCAUGGCCUCUCGGCCUGCUUCCGCUAGUGGCCCCAGCAAUGUACAAGAUGCAGGCGCUGGUAUCAACGCUGGCAACAACGACGGCGUCAACAACGGCGGUGUCAAUAACGGCAGCGUCAAUAACGGCAUCAACGCCGCCAACCGCGUUCUCCCCCUUUUUCCCCGCCGCGUUGAACAUGCCUUGAUCACGACUUUAUUGCGCACGCUCAUGCUUGCCAUUAACUACUUGAUAAUACUAAUGGCUGUAUCCUUCAACGGCUACAUCAUCAUUUGUAUCUUCAUCGGGCAUUACUUGGGUUUUUUCCUCUUUGGGCGGAAUCCAGACACCAGGUCUGACAAGCCAAAUGCUUAUCAGCGCGCUUUCCAGCGUCGUAUCGCUUGCUGUAAUGUCUGGGAAACGUAUGAUAAGGUGAAUAUUUGGGCAACAAGGUGGUGGAGGAGGCUCACUAAUUGCUUGGCUUCAAGCUGGUAG
Molecule: messenger RNA, 963 nt
Organism: Fusarium subglutinans
Lineage: Eukaryota; Fungi; Ascomycota; Sordariomycetes; Hypocreales; Nectriaceae
Product: Ctr copper transporter
Exons: 2
Coding region: 1-963 (320 amino acids)
Biological process (GO): copper ion transmembrane transport
Cellular component (GO): membrane
Molecular function (GO): copper ion transmembrane transporter activity
Source: RefSeq, a predicted model, not a curated record